Molecule: messenger RNA, 1380 nt
Organism: Rasamsonia emersonii CBS 393.64
Lineage: Eukaryota; Fungi; Ascomycota; Eurotiomycetes; Eurotiales; Trichocomaceae
Exons: 7
Coding region: 1-1380 (459 amino acids)
Source: RefSeq, a predicted model, not a curated record
AUGUCUACCUUACAGCCUGAUGAUGAAGGCCCUCUGUGGCGCCGGUUUAAUCCUUUGGUGAACCCGGUCAACUCAAGGCCUGUGAUUGUGGAAGAUUAUCCUCCUGAUGCAGGCCCCCUCUUUCUCGCCCGUCCGCUGCUGGGCGCCCUCGUCUUAGAGAACAGCGCCUCAGACGCGCGCGAUCACCUGGCUAACGAGAGGACCUUUCUGUCCUGGCUGCGUCUGGCUAUCUAUCUGGCCAUCGUGUCAUCUGCUAUCGUCAUAUCAUUCCAUCUCCGCACGGCGCCCACAGAAACUGAGCGCCGUAUUGCAUUGCCGCUAGGCAUCGUCCUCUGGUGCAUGAGUCUGGCCUGUCUCGUCAGCGGGUUUUCCAUCUAUGUCAAGACCGUCACCAUGUACAGUCGGAAGGCGGCGCUUGUGCAAAGCGGGUGGAAGACUCAGGUGGUCUAUACCAUCAUCGCGAUAGUCAUCAUUGGGAGUUGCAUCUUGUUCUUGAGUACGAAUAGGCGUUCUUUCUGUACUGCGAAGAUUCCGGGAGCUGUGGACUUUCAGUCGCAAAUCCGCCACAUCACCGACGUCGCAGGGCAUCAUGGCCGCCGUGCCGGAUACAUAGAAGUUCACCAGGACCCGGUCCCGGUCAAGCUCUCCUGUGGUAUCCAGACUGCUGACACGUUGGUCAUGGUGCAGCUGCUGGCCGCCGGGUUUGAGCAGGAACGCCAUGGGUUCGGUGUAGGUCAGGGUUCCAAGGAGAUACUUCCGGAUGAGUCCUUGCAAUUCUCCAUCCUGCAGCACUGGCAGCAGCAUGUUGGAGGAGUUUGGAGUGCACAGUUCCAGCAAAUGUGGCAUUCUUAUGGCGCCAGAUGUGAGAAUGACCUCAGAAGCGGCAGAUACUGUCUGCUGCACACCAUCCUUCGCUGUGAACCGGACGCUAAUAACCAGGACUUCACAAUCUUCAGCCUUAUUCAGGAGGAUCCUUUCCACAAACGCUUCAGUGAUGACACACAGGUUGGGACGCUUCGCAACCUUGCGGUCGUAUUGGAGUUGGAUCAAUGUCAACGGUCUGUUGACAUUGAUCUUUCAGAACAGCAGAGCCAUAUUCCAGGUAUCAGAUUCUAUGUACAGUCCACAACAAGCAAACAUUUUGCUGACAGAACUUUAAAUCUCUUGACAAAAAAAAGCAAGAAAAGAAAAGAAAAGAACAGCCCCAAGUAUUUCCUAGUAGACUAUGGGUUUGCGCAAAAAUUCGUACUUUUCUAUGGAGUGGAGAGUGAGAAGAAGAGUAGUGAGGUGACAAGAGGAGGGACGGAAGAUGAUCGAUCUAUUAUUCUGACUAAGAACUAUAUAGAAGUACUUCUAACUAACAGUACUGAAAAAGGAUAG